Molecule: messenger RNA, 2403 nt
Organism: Prorocentrum cordatum
Lineage: Eukaryota; Dinophyceae; Prorocentrales; Prorocentraceae
Source: the annotation of a GenBank genome assembly
AUGACGACCACCACGGUCUUCGAGGCAAUUGCUCAGACCAUCGUGGGCGCUCAGAUCGAGAUUGCGGUGUUCAUCGCCGCUGUCUUGGCCCACGCAUUUCUUUUCAAGAAGCAGCCCACGCAUCCCCAGGUGCGCAAGGGCAAGCAUCUCAAGCAGGUCGAGGCCGCGCCCAAGACAGGCAAGGAUGCUGAUGCGGCCAGCCGCGCUGCGCCGAAGGUGAAGCCCAUGCUGCAGGCAGCGCUCGCCGCGCCGGACUUGAAGGACGCUGUGCGCCACCUUGCGGCUAUCCCAGAAGUUCGCCAAGGCGCGGGCGAUCUGGUAACCUUCGCGAUCACCGGCGCGCUCCAGCAGCUCUCGGUGCGGGCGAUCUCGCAGUGCUCGGUCCCGUUGCUGCUCGAGGAGCUCCACGCCCACAGGGCGUUCAACUCGUGGUCCCUCGAGGUGGUUCUCGUGGAAUGCACGCGCCAGGGCCACAAAGCCGGACUCGAAGCCGCCGUGCAAUUGAGCCGCAGCACCAGCACGCAGAUCACGGCCACGGGGUACGCGGCGCUCGUGCGGGGAGCCGCCGCCAGCGGAGAAGUGCUGACUUGGUUCCAGGAGGCCGGCGCGAAGGGCCUGGAAAUCGACACCGCCACCCGCGUGGUGAUUCUGAAGCGGCUGGGCAGCGAUGGCCGGUUGGAGGAAAUGCUCGGCGUCCUUGAGUCUUGCGCCACGAAGCCGGGUUGCCUGUACAACGCGGUGAUCGACGCAUUCGUGGGGGUCAAGGACAUGAAGACCGCACAGCGUCUGGCGGCGGAGGCCCUUCAGGCUGGGGUCGCCGACGUCAUUACCUCCAACACGAUCAUCAAGGCGCACCUCCACAACGGCAGCGUGUCGGAGGCCCGCACCGCCCUGGCCGAGAUGCGGGCCAUGGGCUUGGAGCCCAACGUUGUGACCUACAACGAGUUUCUGGACGCCGCCGUGGGGAGCACGGGAGGGCUCCCAUGGGCCAUCAUCGACGAGAUGCUCGAGUGCGGACUGAAGCCCAACGCGGUCACCUGCUCCAUCCUGCUGAAGACUGUGACGAAGAGCUGCAGUGCUGCCGAUGUCCAGCGCAUUGCCGGCCUGCUGGAGUCCCUGGAGCAGAGCGAGAUGGACGAGGUGCUGCUCAGCUCGGCCUGCGAGGCGGGCAUCCGCUCCAACCAGGUGGAGUUCUUGAGGCGCCAGCUGCAGUCGCGCCGCUCCUCCCAGCGUGUGACCGUCAAGGGGGCGCCCGCCUUCGGCAGCAUCAUCCGCGCGUACGGGUUCAUCGGGGACAUUGAGGGCGUCUGGGAAACCUGGCGCGAGAUGCGCGCCCGUCGCGUCCUGCCCACGAGCAUCACCCUGGGCUGCAUGGUCGAGGCAGUGGUGAGCAACGCGGGCCCCGAGGUUGGCUACAAGAUGAUCCAGGAGGCUGCCAGCGACGAUGAGACCCGGCCGCUGCUGAACGCCAUCAUCUACUGCUCGGUGAUGAAGGGGUUCUCGCAUCAGAAGAACUUUGAUCGCAUGUGGGAGGUCUACCAGGAGGUGCUGGGCGGAGAGCACAAGUGCUCGAUCGUGACGUACAACACCCUUGUGGACGCUUGCGCCCGCUGCAGCGAGAUGGCCAGGGUACCCGAGCUGCUUCAGCACAUGGACCGCCAGGGUAUCAAGCCGAACGUUGCCACCUACGGUGCCAUCAUCAAGGGCUACGUACAGGAGAACAAGGUGGAUCAGGCGAUGGCGCUGUUGAGAGACAUGAAGAAGAGCACUUCUCUCAGCCCUGACGAGAUCGCCUAUAACACGGUGCUGGACGGCUACGCGCGUAACGGCGCCUUCGACAAGGGCCUGGAGAUCCUGCAGGAGAUGGAAUCUACCGGCGUCACGCCCACCAACUUUACGCUGUCGGUACUGGUGAAGCUCUGCAACCGCGCCCGGCGCCUUGAGAGCGCGUUCGAGCUGUCCCAGGCUGUUUCCCAGAGGCACGGCAUCCGCCUGAACAUCCACGUCUACAACAACUUGAUGUUCGCCUGCGUGGGCCACGCGCAGUUGCCGCGCGCCCUGCAGGUUCUCAGCCGCGCGGUGGCAGAGAAGAACCGUCCCGACGCGCGCACCUACACGAUCCUGUUGCGCGGUUGCGUCUCGGCGAAGCAGCCCGACGACGCCGCCGGGCUCCUCCGGGCAGCCUACGGUCUUCGCGGCGCGCACGAGGCUUUCGCCCCCGCUGCCCACACUGCGAAGCUGCAGGGUGGGCUCCCCUCGGAGCUCAUCGCCGAGGCGCUCGAAGGCAUCGCGCGCAUCUCCUGGGAGAGGCGGGACCUGGCCGUGCAGCUGCUGCGCGAGCUGCAGAGCUCUGCCGCGGUCAGGCUACACUCGAGCGUCAUCCAGCGCCUGACGGGGAACUAG